Molecule: messenger RNA, 8175 nt
Organism: Anolis carolinensis (green anole)
Lineage: Eukaryota; Metazoa; Chordata; Lepidosauria; Squamata; Anolidae
Gene: inpp4b
Product: inositol polyphosphate-4-phosphatase type II B
Exons: 28
Coding region: 740-3922 (1060 amino acids)
Cellular component (GO): cytoplasm
Molecular function (GO): phosphatidylinositol-3,4-bisphosphate 4-phosphatase activity
Source: RefSeq, a predicted model, not a curated record
CUCCGGGAGUGAGUGCGCGCGCCUGCCUGCCUGCCUUCCUCCUCCUCCUCCUCCUGCUUCUCCUGCUGCUGCUGCUCCGCUCGGGAGCCUCCCGGGGUCUGCGGUGACAUUGUCGGAAGUGGCGGGAGAGAGGGGAGGGCGAGGAGGAGGAGAAGGGAGGAGGCGGGGACUCGGCGCGGAGGGACGCGCCUGCCUGUUUCCCCGGCGCCCCGCUGCCUGGGGCGAGGCGAGGCGGGCCACUCGCGAAGGACGGGCAGGCGGACGGACUGGCUGGCUGGCGAAGGCGCCUCGCCUCUCUGCUGCGCCUCUUUCCCGCCCGUGGCUCGAAGCGGCGGACUAUAAAUAGCCCCGGAGAGCGCGAGGCGACAGAGUCAUUGCGAGGGCCACCGACCGGGAAGGCAGCCCUGCUCCCAACGCUUCCUCCUCCUUUUCCUCCGCCUCGCCUUCACGGGGAAACCAAAAGCAGCCAGGAGGUGCAGGCUCAUUUAUGUUGGCGCCAUCUGCGAUACAUCCAUACAUUACGUGAGACAAAGAAAUGAGCCUCUUUAUUUGAAUUCUAGUGGUACAGGCAGUGAAGCUCUGGCAAAUUCUGAAGUGCAGGCUAUCAUCGGGACAGUUUCUAUAGAGACAUCUUCACAGAGCAUCCAAAAAUCUGAUCUUGUCUGUUGACUAGAAGUUGCACACUUUCGACCAAUUCAUUAACAUCCCUAUUAUCAUCCACUUCCUCCUCCUCAUCUUCAUGAACAGCCAGAUGCGAUACAAUGCUAAGGAACUGGUUUCAUUGGCUAGAAGUCCAUCAUCUUGUUUUGACAAGGAAGGAGAUCUGAAGAUAUGCAGAGUGUUCAGGGAUGGUAAAUUUAUAGAGCCAAGGGAGACAUGGUGUCGUCUGAAAGGAAAUCUACUCUUUCUAAUGAAAAAUAAGACAAAGAGUUGUGAACCCUCUGAAUUAGUAAUCCUGGAACGGUGCUGUAUUGUGGAAUUCAAGAAUAAAGCAGAUGUUGCAGUAGUGCUCAAGUUUCAAAGUGGAGAACCAGAUAUUUACCUUGAAGCUGCAUCGAGGUCUGAUUGUGAAUCUUGGGCUGUGGCACUUGGAGAGGCAAAUUCUGAAAGUCUGUGUAAUAAAAUCCAGCAGCUCCAGACACUAAUCAUGGAAAUCAAGGAAGAGAGAACAGCAGACGAAGUACAACAGUUUCUUCCAUCAGCACAGGCAGAGAGCCUUGCAGACCCUAAGCUUGCAGGUCUUAAGAAGACUCUAUGUGAACCAAAGUUUGAAUUCAGUCUUGGAUGUAAAGAUCUUGUGGCUCCUACUCGUGAUCGAAAACUGAAUACUUUUGUGCAGAUCACAGUGGUGCAUCCAGGAGAGCAGAAUUCGACAAGAUACGCAAGCACAGAAAUUGUGGAGGGAACAAGAGACCCACUGUUUUUGACUGGUGUGACGUUCCCACCGGAUUACCCCAUCUAUGAGGAGACUAAAAUAAAACUAACAGUCUAUGAUGUCAAGGAUAAAUCUCAAGACACGGGCCGGGCCAGCACCUUGGUGGACCAAAAAGAAUCACCAAGAACAGAUAUUGGGCGAAGUUUCCUGGGAUGUGCUACAUUUAAAGUAGGCGACUUGGUGAAAUCAAAAGAGCAACAACUGACUCUUAGCCUGAGGAGUUUGGAUGGUGGAAAGACAUUUGGCACCAUAGAAGUCAGCUUUGUGAAGAUGGGGGAGACAGAGGACGGGGAGGCAGAUCACAUCACAACAGAUGUGAAAGGACAAAAGUGUGCCUUGGUUCAUGAGUGUACCUCUCCAGAAAAUAUCAGCAGUAAAGAGAAUUUACCUUUAUUAAACGCAGUGUUAAAAAACCCGAUCUGUAAGUUGUAUAGAUUCCCCACAUCUGACAACAAGUGGAUGUGUGUACGAGAACAGAUGUCUGAGAGCACUCUUUCUUUUCAUAUCCCCAAGGAACUCAUCAGCCUGCACAUAAAGGAGGAUAUGAGGAGGAAUCAGGAACUUAAAGAACUUGGGGAACUUGCUCCACAUUGGGACAAUAUGCGUAAUAGUGUCAUUACACACUGUGAUCAGAUGUUGACUUUCUAUCAAAAUAUGCUUGCAGAACUUGGGAAACAUACAGGUUCUUCCUUUAAAUCAAGUUGUAGUAAAGGAGAAAAAACUCUAGAAUUUGUCCCAAUCAAUCUACAUCUGCAAAGAAUGUACGUGCAUAGUCCUCGAUUGAAAGAUGUUCUUUAUGAUGUCAUCACAGUAGGAGCCCCCGCAGCGCAUUUUCAGGGAUUUAAAAAUGGUGGUCUUCAGAAACUAUUGAACAAAUUUGAAGCAGAAAGACGGAAUACUGGAUACCAAUGUAUUUACUAUUCACCUGAAAACACAACUAAGGCAAAAGAAGUUCUCAGUAACAUCAAUCAUCUCCAGCCUCUCAUAUCAAGCCACGCAGACCUGCUGCUUAAUUCUGCAAGGCAGCACUUGCCAGACAGCUUGAAGAAUUCGUUAAAGAUGCUUUCAGAAACGACAGAGUUAUUUGUGCAUGCAUUUAAGGAUCAACUGAUCAGAAGUGCCCUUCUAGCUCUAUACACAGCUCGUCCAGGCUGUGUCCUAAAAAAGCCAACAGUGCCAAGGAGUAAUGUUGAAGACAAUAGUGAUCAGCCUAUUCAGGACCAUCCUGUUCAGAUCAAGAGACAAGAUUCUAUUCCCCACCAUUCAGAAUAUGAUGAAGAAGAGUGGGAUAGGGUGUGGGCCAACGUGGGAAAAAGUUUAAACUGCAUUAUUGCAAUGGUGGAUAGAUUGCUUGAAAAAGACUCACCCAGCAUCACAAAGGAAAAUGAAAAUGACCUUCCACCAGUUGAACAUGUGGCAACCAACAUAAGUGGUGACUGGUACGAACAGCUGUAUCCACUCACUGUUACAUUGAAAGACUGUAUUGGAGAGGUGGUGACAAGAGCAAAGCAAUCAAUGUCUUUUGUUCUGCUUCAGGAACUUGCAUGUAGUUUGCCACAAUGUUUAAUGCUGACUCUAAGAAGAGAUAUUGUCUUCAGUCAAGCUCUUGCUGGAUUGGUCUGUGGGUUUAUAAUCAAAUUGCACUCUAGUUUACGUGACCCAGGCUUCCUGCAGCAGCUUCAUACAGUGGGGUUAAUUGUUCAGUAUGAAGGACUCCUCAGCACAUAUAGUGAGGAAAUUGGAAUGCUAGAAGACAUGGCUGUGGGAAUAUCAGAUUUACAGAAAGUCAUGUUUAAAAUAACGGAAGCCAAAUCAGAUGACCUCUUGCCUGUUAUAACUGGAAGACGGGGACAUUAUGUAAUAGAUAUCAAGCUCCCAGAAAAGAUGUUUGAGUUGCUACCACAAGAAAUUAAAGAGGGGAAACUGCUCCAUGUAUAUCCAAUCCUCUUUAAUGUUGGAAUCAAUGAACAGCAAACACUUGCAGAAAGAUUUGGGGAUACUUCCUUGCAAGAAAAUGUUAACCAGGAAAAUUUAGAAUUACUUAAAGAGUAUUACAGAUUGUUCACAGAAAAAAUGCCUCCUGAUUGCCUACCGCAUUUUCAAGAACAGAAUGACUUAAAGCGAUUACUAGAAAAUCUCCAUCAAAAUAUUCACGCUAAAAAGAGAAAGAAUGUAGAAAUCAUGUGGUUGGCUGCAACAAUUUGCCGCAAGCUAAAUGGAAUUCGGUUCACCUGCUGUAAAAGCGCCAAAGAUAGGACAUCAAUGUCAGUGACACUGGAACAGUGUUCAAUUUUAAGAGAUGAACAUCAGCUGCACAAAGACUUCUUUAUUCGAGCGCUGGACUGUAUGAGAAGAGAAGGAUGCCGCAUAGAGAAUGUACUGAAGAAUAUCAAAUGCAGAAAGUAUGCUUUCAACAUGAUACAGCUGAUGGCUUUCCCCAAGUACUACCGACCACCCGAGGGAACAUAUGGAAAAGCUGACACCUAGGCUUUAGACCAAAAUCCAAGCAAACUUUUAUUUUAAGUGUGCAGAAUCACACAGCUAUUCUCAUUAGUUGACACAAAUCUCUUUGUGUAUCACACAAACUAAGAACAUGUAAAAGGAAAGUACUACCUAGGACCUGUUCUUGCCAGGCUGUACUGUCGUUCUAAAGGAAACACCAAUAAAGAAUGGUAGGCUGAGUGAUGUCUAAUUUUUAAAAUUUAGACUUGUAUCUCAAAGUCAACCAGAAUUAAAGAUGUGAAAGUGGAUGGCCAUGUGUUGACUUGAUAGGGAAUGAUUGAGGGCCUGAACUUGUAUCUAACACCAACUUCCACAUUAGAUUGCAUUGGAAUGUGGUGCAUUAAAUUCAUGACAACUUUUGUAAAGGAGUGUUGAUCUCCAUGACUUUACACUAAAUAUUUGUGAUGUCGUAUAGCCUUCAGGGCAUUUUUAAAAAAUUCUAACUACAUAUAUCAUUCACAUAUUUUAUCAAAAGUUUGGGUUUUCUUCUGUUACUCCUGGUAUCGCCUUGCAAUUCACUUAGAAGCUGGAGUUUGUAUUUUUAGCAGCCACACUUUAUGGUCUUGAGAAGCAACCCAUGUAAGCAAUAUUAUAAACCAAUGGUGACCACUAAAGUCUAUUCUCUGUGUGAUGUGGGAGCAUCAAGGAGGCAAGGAGAUUCUGCUGGUGUUUGUACUGAAUUGCAUUGUAUCUGGAUUUGGCUCCAAAUAAUAAAAUUAUUGAAACUGAAAUCUACAAAAGGCCUAGCAGCGAAACCUGGGCAGGAGAUUGAGCUACACUCACUUGAAAUGUUGGGAAAGUCAACAAAAUGUACUAACUUCAAUCCAAAUGUAUCAAAAUGGCAGAUAAUAACACAGUUAUUGCAUGUCAACAGUUGUGGUAUAUCAACAUAAAAACAAAUUUCCUUUUCUCCUCUUCAAAAUCAGUGUAAGUCUGUGUUUUGUAUUUAAAACACAACUUCAUGUACACAGUAUAUAUCAUUGUAAGUAGCUUACAAUGAACCAAAACAUGUUUGCAUUGCAAAAACCAUUUAAGGCUGGGAAAAGUGAUCUCUGAGUGAAACAUUUCCUAUAAUGCCUUGUUAAAAUGUCAUCUUGUAGUUAGAUUGUAGCCCACCAUUUCUGCCAAUACUUGCGUGAUUGGUCCUGUUCAGCAAGUUACCAUAUGCUUGCUUGAAAUGAACAUGUGGUCAUUAAAAGUAAAACCCAUUUCUUGUCAGUUUAGUACAGCAUCAUAUUAUCUUGAGUAAAAGAUACUAUGGCAAAAUAUUACCGGCAGUAUAAAGCAUAGCUGCAUAUUAAUACAAGAUGUGUACAAACUACAUAAAACUUAGCUAUUAUGAAUUUAUUCACAGAUAAUGAAAUACAACUAUUUGCAUCACAUACCUGUGUAUUGGAACCCCCGUGGCACAGUGGGUUAAACCGCUGAACUGCUGAACUUGCUAACCAAAAGGUUGAUGGUUCUAAUCCAGGGCGUGGGGUGAGCUCCCACUGUUAGCCCCAGCUUCUGCCAACCUAGCAGUUUGAAAACAUGCAAAUGGGGGUAGAUCAAUAGGUACCGCUCCAGCAGGAAGGUAAUGGUGCUCCAUGCAGUUAUGCCAGCCACAUGACCUUGGAGGUGUCUAUGGACAAUGCUGUUUCUUCGGCUUAGAAAUGGAGAUGAGCACCAACCCCCAAAGUCGGACACGACUAGACUUCAUGUCAGGGGGAAACCUUUACCUUUACUAUCUGUGUAUUAUAAUAAAACACCAUAUACUGCAACAUAUAAUACAAAUUUCUGGUUGAAAAACAAGUAUGAAAGUCAGCAGCAUAAUCCUCAAGGAGUUCUUUUGCACAAACUAUUAAAGUGAAUGAGGGGAAAAGCUGUACUCUUCAACAAUUUCUUUGGGUCAUAUUAUGAAAUACCCUUCUACCUUCCUGUUUGUCAUAGUGAAAAUACUAUAAACAUAUCAUUGUUCCCUCUGUUACUGUUUUUAAACAAAGGCUGGAUGGCCAUCUAUCAGGAGUGCUUUGAUUAUGUAAUCUUGCAUUAGACUAGAUAGCCCUUGUGAUAUCUUCCAACUCUAUCAUUCUCUGGCUAGAUAUGGUUAAUUCCCAUACAAUGUUGCAGCUAUAAAUGCAUUAAAAUCUGGAUUGAGGUUUAAGGUGCAGCUCAUGAGACUACUGCAGAAAUUUAUUGUUUAAUAUUAAGCUUUAUAUGAAAUUAGGAAGUAUUGUUUGAUCAUAAGAAAAUAAAAAUAGGAGCAGAGGGACACUGUAAAGUGUAUGUCUUAAUUUUAGUACAUUUUCAAUGGUGCUCCAGAACAGAAUGUUACUAGGUUAGCAUGCACAGCUGACAGAUGUUUUUAAAUUAUUUAAUACUGUAUAGAGUUUUCAGCAUGCUUAAGAACCCUGGUGUUUGGAGUGCUCUGCAGCCCCAGCGAAUGUGUUUUUAUUGUGCUUCUAAUGCCACAAGACUGUGCUUGCCUCUUAUGUAUUAUUUCUUUGGUCUUUGAAAAAGGGAAGCUUGAAGUGCAUAUUUCCGCUUGCCAAAACAAUACUUUAAACUUUGAGCAUAUUUUAAACGAGAGGAAUAACACAUGUGCGUAGGUCAAUUCUUGUAGGGAAACAAAUUGGCGAAAAAAACCUUUAGACUUUUAAGAAACCUUUUUUCCUUCUCCUUUCUGUAAUAUUAUGGUAAGCCUUCAUUUUGUGCUACCAGAAACACACCCCCAUUCCUCUUUGCAUGCAGAUGUGGACAUGCAUUUUUGGAAGCCACCUUGAAAGACAUCCUUAAAAUGGGGUGAUGGUUAUUGUUUAGCUUUGCGUGGUCAUUUUGAAGUCCCCAGAAGGACUUGCAUGGCUUGGAUCAUAAUGCAUCAACCCAUGGCUAAGAUCUAGGAUCAGGAGAUAUAGCAUACAUGUAUAAUAAAGGUAGAAUUCAAAAAUGUUUCUCUUCCCUGCUCCAAAAAACACUUUUUAACUUCUGCAGACACCACAAAAUGCUAAUUUACUAGCUGGUGGUGAGGAGAGGAGUAACACCCAGAUCCAUUCCUAUAUGGACACCAGCAGCAAGACAUCCUCUGGGCUUUGUAGAGCAGUGGUUCUUAACCUGGGGUCCCCAGAUGUUUUUGGCCUUCAACUCCCAGAAAUCCUAACAACUGGUAAACUGAUCGGGAUUUCUGGGAGAUGUAGGCCAAAAACGUCUGGGAACCCCAGGUUGAGAACCACUGUCCUAGAGAGUCUUCUAGAAAUCCUGGAAAUCAAUAACGGUGCUGUAUCUCCAGUUAUAGAAACAUAACUCCACAAUGGUCUGCCUCCACCCACCCCCUGUUUCCCAAUGACAUGUAAAUUGGGUUAUCAGGAAGAUUAGGAGGUCAAUAGAGAAUUCAAACCACUGUAGUGACCCGAACAGGCAUAAGUUGAAUUUAAAUCACUAACAGAUUGCCAAACCAUGUUUGGAACGUAUGGCACAGCUUGAUAUGGAGAAUAGGGGCGGCGCUCUUCCAAGAGGAAAAAUUAGAUGGCCAACCAGGCCUGUGUAAGCUUUCAUGCAUGAAUGAAUUAGUUCUCUGGACUAUGGCCCCAUCUGCACUGACCAUUCAAUGCAGUUUCAAACCAGUAUUGAAGAAAAUGUUUUCACUGUGUAAAUUACUUAGAAAAUCCUGGAACCAUUUUGUGGUCUGGAUGUGAUUACAUAAACCACAAAGCACUGAUGUAUAUUAAGGGCUUUCUUUUGUGCACUUUUGUGGGAGUUUGUUUCUGACCACCUCAAUUUGAAGCUAGCUUCGAACUGCAUUAAAUGUUCGGUGCAGAUGGGGCCACGAUCCCUGGAAUAUCACUACUGCACAUGCACGUGGGCAGCUUAUAGCUCUCAGAUGUUGUUGGAAUGUAACUUCAUACCUCACAAGUGGUUAUCCAACACCAUUGCACUUCGCAUCCAACAACAUUUUUCCACCCCUCCUUUAAUGCAUUAAUGACUAUUGUAAAACAUUGUGGAGAAAAUCUGAUGAAUAUGUGUGUUAAAUAGUUUGUGGAGAAAGCAUGAAAAUAUGUUUUGAUAGCUUACUUCUUUGAUCGAAUUGGACAGUGGAUUUUGAAUAUUCAGCUUUAAUGCAUGUAUAGGGCUUUUUUAUCAUUUUGCCUAUUGUUUUAGUAACUGCACAUGUUUCUGUGUAUAAGCCAUAUCCAUUGUGCAUUCUGUGUGUGGGGUUUUUGUGCAUGUAUUUUUAUUUAAAUAAAUGUGUCUUAUUUUUCAUA